AUGUCCAUUAAUGGUUUCAACUGCAGUCAAAGCCUGGUAUCCCUGGAUAACUACGAUUGGUGGGGAUCUGUGCUUCUAUUGACCACUUUGAUACUGCUCUUUGGUUUUCUGACCACUGGUGGAAACAUCCUUCCCUGGGGUCAUCCUAUGGUGAUUACUCUUGGAUUAUCUCUAAUUGCCUCAGCGGGGUUUUUCAUAAUGCUCGAAAAGAAAGCCAAAACACCCAUUCUACCUCUACAACUCUUCACCUCGAGCCCGACAAGAAGCCUUAUGGUGACUGGCUUCAUGUUCUCACUGAUCAACUAUAUGAUAAUGUAUCAUACCACUUUGUUUUUCCAAUCUGUUCUACUCGAGUCGGCCCAGCAAGCCAGUCUUCACCUCAUCAUCCCAUCGGUCUCAUUUACUUUCAUUAGUAUAAUUACAGCGUCGGUUAUCGCUAGACUGAAGACCCCUCUUUACACUCUACGCGGAAGUCAAGUGCUGCUCGGCAUCGGCGUUCUGGGUCUUUUCGUCGCAAUUGCCCAAACCUCAGACCAUACUCGCGUGGGAAUGAUGGCCCCCAGCACGGUUCUGACACUUCUAAAUUCCUCUACCAAGGAGGAUCAUGCUGUCGCUAACGGGUGCUUCAUUAUGAUGAGAUCACUGGGCGUGUUUGUUGCUGUUGCAUUGGGAACAACAACAUUGCAGAAUGCUUUCGAGUUCUCUUUAGCACACCAGAAGGUUGAUGAUAAAUCUCGAGAGGCAAUAGAGCAGGCGCGGCAGAAGGUUGAGUUGAUACCUACUUUGCCAGACUCAAUUCAAUCAAAAGUUGUCAAUGCGUAUUCAAUGGGAUUUGCCAUGCUGUUCGGGCUAUGUGUGCUGUCAACAGUAUUAAUCAUGCUCAGCCUCAGAGGCGUCAGUGUCCAGGAACUUGGAAAUGGAACUUAUAGCAAGCAGACUGCACCACACAAUGAGGAAGAAAAUACGGAAAUGGAACCGGUCAGAAGAUGA
Molecule: messenger RNA, 990 nt
Organism: Penicillium griseofulvum
Lineage: Eukaryota; Fungi; Ascomycota; Eurotiomycetes; Eurotiales; Aspergillaceae
Product: Major facilitator superfamily domain, general substrate transporter
Exons: 6
Coding region: 1-990 (329 amino acids)
Biological process (GO): transmembrane transport; basic amino acid transport
Cellular component (GO): fungal-type vacuole membrane
Molecular function (GO): basic amino acid transmembrane transporter activity
Source: RefSeq, a predicted model, not a curated record